Molecule: messenger RNA, 1548 nt
Organism: Pediculus humanus corporis (human body louse)
Lineage: Eukaryota; Metazoa; Arthropoda; Insecta; Psocodea; Pediculidae
Product: Aldehyde dehydrogenase, putative
Exons: 8
Coding region: 1-1548 (515 amino acids)
Molecular function (GO): aldehyde dehydrogenase (NAD+) activity
Source: RefSeq, a predicted model, not a curated record
AUGCAUCGGGCCGUAAAAUUCGUUCAUGUCAAAAGAAGAAUUCAAAAUUUAUUAUAUUCGACGGCGGCUUUGCCUAAACCUGAUACUUCUCCUAAAAUUCACUGUACUGGUAUCUUUAUCAACAAUGAAUGGAUGACUUCAAAAAAAGGCAAAGUAUUUAAAACUGUUAAUCCAUCAAAUAAUGAAGUCAUUGCUGAAAUACAAGAGGGAGGGGUGGAAGAUAUUAAUGAUGCUGUUGCAGCUGCCAAAUCUGCUUUUAAGUUGGGCUCUCCUUGGAGAACCAUGGAUGCCUCAAAUAGAGGACUUCUUUUAAACAGACUGGCUGACUUGAUGGAGGAAAAUAAAGUAUAUCUUGCUAGUUUGGAAACCUUAGAUAAUGGAAAGCCUUAUGCAAUGUCGUAUAAUGUUGACGUACCGUCAGCCAUUAAAGUGUUGCGUUACUUCGCUGGAUGGGCAGAUAAAGUUCAUGGAAAAACUAUACCGAUAGAUGGAAAUUUUUUCGCUUAUACAAGACAUGAACCUGUUGGAGUUUGCGGUCAAAUAAUUCCGUGGAAUUUUCCUUUGCUAAUGUUAUCCUGGAAAUUAGGCCCAGCAUUGGCUACAGGAAAUACUAUAAUAUUAAAGCCAGCUGAACAAACUCCAUUAACCGCGCUUUAUACUGCUGAAUUAAUAAAAGAAGCAGGUUUUCCUCCGGGAGUUGUCAACAUAGUUCCUGGAUUCGGUAAUGCGGGAGCUGCUUUAGUUCAUCAUCCAGAUGUUGAUAAAAUAGCUUUUACGGGUUCUACUGAGGUUGGGAAAUUGAUACAGCAAGGUGCAGGAGCCUCUAAUUUAAAAAGAAUUUCUUUAGAACUUGGUGGAAAAUCACCAAAUAUUGUAUUGAAGGAUACAGAUUUAGAUUUUGCGGUGCAAAACUCUCAUUUUGCUUUAUUUUUCAAUAUGGGUCAAUGUUGUUGUGCCGGUUCUAGAACAUUUGUCGAAAAUGAUAUUUACGAUGAAUUUGUCGAAAUGAGCGCGGAAAGGGCUAAAAAAGCUAAAGUUGGAGAUCCUUUUGAUAUUGUCAACGAAUACGGUCCGCAAAUAGAUGACGUACAAUUUAAUAAAAUUUUGGGUUACAUAGAAAAAGGAAAAAAAGAAGGAGCUAAACUAGUAUCUGGUGGAUCUGCUAUCGGCAAAAGGGGAUAUUUUAUAGAGCCCACAGUUUUUUCAGAGGUAAAGGAUAACAUGACAAUAGCGAGGGAGGAAAUUUUUGGUCCUGUUCAACAAAUUAUUAGAUUUAAUAAAUUAGAAGAAGUAAUUGAAAGAGCUAACAAUUCCAAUUAUGGUUUGGCCGCAGGAGUUUUUACUAAAGAUUUGGAUAAAGCUUUAUAUAUAGCUCAGGGAAUACGAGCCGGAACCGUUUGGGUCAAUACUUACAAUACAAUAAGUGCACAAGCUCCUUUCGGAGGAUUUAAAAUGUCCGGCAAUGGUAGAGAAUUGGGUGAAUAUGGUUUAGAACACUACACGGAAGUUAAAACUGUCAUCAUUAAAACUCAUGAAAAAAAUAGUUGA